Messenger RNA from Penicillium manginii, 1101 nucleotides. RefSeq lists its product as uncharacterized. Gene Ontology annotation, biological process: proteolysis; peptide metabolic process. The transcript is spliced from 4 exons. The coding region runs from base 1 to 1101 and encodes 366 amino acids. Gene Ontology annotation, molecular function: metalloendopeptidase activity. Gene Ontology annotation, cellular component: mitochondrial intermembrane space. The record is from RefSeq and is a predicted model, not a curated record. Lineage: Eukaryota; Fungi; Ascomycota; Eurotiomycetes; Eurotiales; Aspergillaceae.
AUGUUACGAGACAAUUACCAGGUCGAUCAUGAUUUGAUUGCAGAGUAUUUUCCUGCCAAAGUCACGAUUCGGCAUAUGCUCAGUGUCUUUGAAUCAAUAUUCGGCUUGGAGAUUCAAAAUUUGAAGUGCAAUCGAGGUGAUCAUAUCUGGCACCCAGAGGUGAAGGUCUUCAGUGUACACGACAGAAUUUCAUCUACCUUUUUUGGUUUUCUUUAUUUAGAUAUUUUUCUUCGUGAAGGGAAAUUCAAUCACGCGGCAAAUUUCAACAUAUUUCCUUCCUACUCUGUUCCAGUGGGCAUGGAUCCACCUUUGGUCUGUACAGCUUUGGUGUGCAAUGUGGCACACCCCUUGCAUGACAAGCCAGCGCUUUUAAAGCAUCACGAGGUUAUCACCCUCUUCCACGAGCUAGGCCAUGCCUUUCAUGACCUCUUGGGAAGGUCCAAGUACGCAACAUUUCACGGGCACAGAACAGUUGCAGAUUUUGUUGAAGCGCCAAGCCAGUUGCUAGAAUAUUGGUGUUGGGUGCCUGAGUGUCUUCAGCGACUCAGCUGUCAUUAUAGCUAUGUAUCCCGGGAUGUUGAUGGAGAUUAUGAGGGCGACACUUCUAUGAACCAUCCGACUCGCGCAACGAAGGAAAUCCCUCGACGCCUCGUGGAAAGUCUCGUCGAGACAAGGUCGAUAAAUCAGGGCAUUUUGACCAUGAGACAGGUCGCGUUCAGCAACUUUGACUUGAAGAUUCACUGUCCAGACUCCCAUGAAGCCAUUAAGUCGAUGGACAUUGCCGAAAUUUAUAACUCUCUUUUGCAAAGGACAAGCCUUCUGCAAGGCCCAGAUGAUGGUUAUCAAUGGGGGCAUGGGUAUGCGACGACACCUCAUUAUAUUUGGGGUCAAGAAGCGAACUACUAUUCCUACUUGUACACCCGCAUAUUGGCAGCCAACAUGUGGUGGUCGAACUUUCAUGCUGAUCCAAUGAGUCAGGAAGUCGGUCUCAAAUAUCGAAAGAGGAUACUCGAGCAUGGCGGCAGUCAGAAUGAGCAGAUAGCUCUUACGAAAUUCUUAGGCGGAGAGCCAACAGUUAAAGUAUACCUGAGAUAUCUCUAG